CACGUUCGGCGGAUCGCCCUAACGAUAAAUUCCGCGGUAAUUUGGUGCGAAACCCCCUUCCCGUCGCAGCAAAUAGCGGCCGAAGACUUCGUCUCUCUCUCACAUCGGUCUUCUUCUCGAUUCAAUUGGCCAUUGUUUCUGAAAAUGGCUGGGCUUGCACCUGAAGGCUCUCAAUUUGAUGGUCAACAAUACGACGCAAAACUGAAUGAGCUGCUUACGGGUGAUGGACAGGAUUUCUUUACAACUUACGAUGAGGUUUAUGAAAGCUUUGAUUCCAUGGGCCUUCAGGAAAAUCUUCUUAGAGGCAUUUAUGGUUAUGGGUUCGAGAAACCUUCUGCUAUUCAGCAAAGGGGAAUUGUUCCUUUCUGCAAGGGCCUGGAUGUUAUUCAACAGGCACAAUCUGGGACGGGAAAGACGGCGACUUUUUGUUCUGGAAUCCUGCAGCAACUCGAUUAUGGUUUGGUUGAAUGUCAGGCUUUGGUUCUUGCUCCUACUAGGGAAUUGGCUCAACAGAUCGAAAAAGUUAUGCGAGCUCUCGGUGAUUACCUUGGUGUGAAGGUUCAUGCCUGUGUUGGAGGGACGAGCGUUAGGGAGGAUCAGCGAAUACUUUCUAGUGGUGUUCAUGUUGUUGUUGGCACACCUGGUCGUGUGUUUGAUAUGUUAAGGAGGCAGUCUCUUAUUCCCGACUACAUCAAAAUGUUUGUUUUGGAUGAGGCGGAUGAAAUGUUGUCUCGUGGGUUCAAGGAUCAGAUAUAUGAUAUCUUUCAGCUUCUUCCAUCAAAGAUUCAGGUUGGAAUUUUUUCUGCUACAAUGCCUCCAGAGGCCCUCGAAAUCACCAGCAAAUUCAUGAACAAACCUGUGAGGAUCCUCGUGAAGAGAGAUGAGCUCACCCUCGAGGGCAUCAAGCAAUUCUACGUAAAUGUCGAGAAGGAAGAAUGGAAGCUGGAUACUCUCUGCGACCUAUACGAGACCUUGGCCAUUACUCAGAGCGUCAUCUUCGUCAACACUCGUCGGAAGGUGGAUUGGUUGACCGACAAGAUGAGGGCUAAAGAUCACACAGUUUCCGCCACUCACGGGGACAUGGAUCAGAACACUCGAGACAUCAUCAUGCGUGAAUUCCGCUCCGGGUCUUCUCGUGUUCUUAUUACCACCGAUCUUCUUGCUCGUGGUAUCGACGUGCAGCAGGUUUCGCUCGUCGUAAACUACGAUCUGCCGUCGCAGCCGGAGAACUAUCUCCACCGCAUCGGACGAAGCGGGCGGUUUGGGCGGAAGGGUGUGGCGAUUAACUUCGUCACUAGCGAUGAUACGCGGAUGCUUUUCGAUAUCCAGAAGUUCUACAAUGUGUUGAUCGAAGAGUUGCCUUCAAAUGUCGCAGACCUACUCUAAAGUUCUCGCUUUUUAUUUUUGCAUGACUGGAUCUCAUUAGAAUGGGUGGCUGUAUUUAAGGUGUAUUUAUUUGCAAAUGGUUAUCUCAAAAAUGGACUAGUGAGGGUAUAUUUGUAGAUUUUUUUGUUGCA
Phalaenopsis equestris is the source of this 1517-nucleotide messenger RNA. RefSeq names its product eukaryotic initiation factor 4A-8-like. Gene Ontology annotation, cellular component: cytoplasmic stress granule. The record is from RefSeq and is a predicted model, not a curated record. NCBI's taxonomy places the organism in Eukaryota, Viridiplantae, Streptophyta, Magnoliopsida, Asparagales, Orchidaceae. Gene Ontology annotation, molecular function: translation initiation factor activity; RNA helicase activity; ATP binding. The transcript is spliced from 5 exons. The coding region runs from base 145 to 1386 and encodes 413 amino acids. Gene Ontology annotation, biological process: cytoplasmic translational initiation.